Messenger RNA from Nicotiana tabacum (common tobacco), 859 nucleotides. Its product is annotated as actin-depolymerizing factor. Lineage: Eukaryota; Viridiplantae; Streptophyta; Magnoliopsida; Solanales; Solanaceae. Gene Ontology annotation, molecular function: actin binding. Gene Ontology annotation, biological process: actin filament depolymerization. Gene Ontology annotation, cellular component: actin cytoskeleton. The record is from RefSeq and is a predicted model, not a curated record.
CAAAAAGAAAAAAGGUUCGUUUCUUUUUCUUUCAGUGGCUGCGUCCGAUUCUACUUCAUUUUUCUUUGUACGCUGUCUAUACUCCUUCCUCUCUCUCUCUCUCUACCAUGUCUUUCAGAAUCCGGGGUGGGACAAAUGCAUCCUCUGGCAUGGGGAUUGCUGAUCACAGCAAAGCUACAUACAUGGAACUGCAAAGGAAGAAGGUGCAUCGAUAUGUGAUAUUUAAGAUUGACGAGAAGAAAAAUGAGGUUGUGGUUGAGAAAACUGGAGGUCCAGCUGAGAGCUAUGAUGAUUUCACUGCAGCUCUUCCUGAGAAUGACUGCCGAUAUGCGGUGUAUGAUUACGAUUUCGUGACAUCUGAGAACUGCCAAAAGAGCAAGAUUUUCUUCUUUGCCUGGUCUCCUUCUGUUUCCCGCAUUAGAUCGAAGAUGCUGUAUGCCACAUCUAAGGACAGGUUCAGAAGGGAGCUAGAAGGCAUACACUAUGAGAUUCAGGCUACUGACCCUACUGAAGUAGAACUUGAAGUGCUCAAAGAACGCGCUAACUGAUUGAAACUCAUCUAUGAAGCAACCAUUCGUAAUAUUCUUGUCUAAUUACAACUUAAAAGGCUUGGUUUACUUAACUACCUAUUGUGCAAUACCUCCUCAUGGCACAAAUUACCUAUGGGGUAAAUAACUCGGCACUUGGGAUGCUGAUUACCAGAUUCAUGAUAAUGAUAUCGUGUUUUUUGGUUAUGGGUUCUCUGAUUCUCAUGAUGCUUCCCAGCCGAAAAACGGGUAUGGUUAUGUAUGUGAAUGAUUCAAGUAUCAACUACAGUUUGGAUACUUAGCUUUUAGUAGUUUAGCUUCUUAUUUCUUUU